AUGGCUGAGAUCUCUGCUGGUUGGAGAGGGUCGGGUAUUGUCAUGGGUGAUUUUAACACCAUCAGACUCCACUCUGAAGCCUUCGGGGGUGCUUCGAACGUGGGUGAUAUGGAGGAGAUUGACAUGGAUAUUCGAGAGGCGGACCUUGUUGAACCUGCAGUCCAGAGGAACUGGUUUACUUGGACAAAUAAAAUACAUGGGUUGGGUUUGAUGAGGAGACUUGAUCGUAUCCUAGUGAAUGAUGAGGGGCUUAGUAAAUGGCCUAACAUGAGGGUUAACGUCCUCCCAUGGGGUAUUUCUAAUCAUUCUCCCAUACUUGUCUAUCCCAGUAAUCAGCGAAGCCAGCAUGUGGUGUCUUUUCGUUUCUUUAACCAUUGGGUUAAAGAAUCGUCCUUUAUGGAUGUUGUGUCCUCUGCUUGGACCAAAGAUACUCGAGUUUCUCCAAUUGUGAAUAUUGUGAGGAACUUAAGAAAUCUCAAGUCGAUCCUUCGCAACCAUUUUGGUAAGCAUAUUCGGACCAUCAGUGAGGAUGUUGUCUUGCCAAGGAUGCCAUGGACCGAGCUCAGAGAGAGAUGGAAACGAACCUUCUAUCGGAGAAGUCGCUAUGUGCCAGAAAUCGCGAAUCAGAUGGUUAAAGCUAGGCAGAGCAUCAAUGCUUUGGGAUCAAUUAUUGAUCCAGAUGGAAAUCGAUUGACUAAUCAUGAUCAGGUUUCUCAGGCCCUCCAGGUGCCUAUUGGCAGGGAGGAAGUGAGACGUGGUCUGUUUUCCAUGGAUAGUGGAAAGGCUCCAGGCCCUGAUGGGUAUUCGAUUGGCUUCUUUAAAGGAGCUUGGACGGUGACCAAUUACUUCCCUCAAGCGGUGAAUACUAUUGCCAUUACACUUAUUCCUAAAAGGAAUGGUGCUGAUCGGUUGGAGGAUUUCAGGCCUAUAUCUUGUUGUAACGUUAUUUACAAAUGCAUUUCAAGAAUAUUGGCAGAUAGGCUUUGUGAGUGGCUUCCUUCUUUUGUUAGUGGAAACCAGUCAGCUUUCAUCCCUGGGAGGAGUAUUAUUGACAAUAUUCUUCUUUGUCAGGAGCUUGUAGGGGGCUACCAUUUGCACAGAGGUAAUCCUAGGUGCACUAUAAAGGUUGACCUCCAAAAAGCUUAUGAUUCUGUUAAUUGGGAUUUCCUCUUUGGUUUGCUGAUUGCCAUAGGUAUGGCUAUAAGAUUUGUGAGUUGGGUUCGAGCGUGUGGGACCUCUCUGAUGUUCUCCAUUUUGAUCAAUGGAUCGUUGGAAGGUUUUUUCCAUGGGAGGAAAGGACUUAGACAAGGUGAUCCUUUAUCCCUGUUCUUAUUUGUGAUGGUCAUGGAGGUGCUAUCUCGCAUGUUGAACCACCCACCUCAAAAUUUUCAAUUCCACCAAUUUUGUGAGAAGGUCAAAUUAACUCAUCUUACUUUUGCAGAUGACCUGAUGAUCUUUUGUGCUGCUGAUAAUUAUUCUAUGAGUUUCAUAAAAGAGACUAUUAAGAGGUUUGGUGAGCUUUCAGGUCUGUUUGCUAAUCUUGCUAAAAGCUCUAUUUUUCUUGUGGGGGUUAAUAGUUCGAAAGCUUCUCGGCUUGCUGCUAAUAUGGGUUUUUCCAUUGGCCAUCUCCCUGUUCGUUAUCUUGGGCUUCCUCUCCUCUUUGGAAGAUUGCAGAGCUGUGAUUGUGAUCCCCUUAUUCAGCGUAUUACCAGUCGUAUUCGAUCUUGGUCUGCUAGAGUGUUAUCUUUUGCAGGUAGACUUCAGCUUGUUCGCUCAGUCCUUAGGAGCCUUCAGGUUUAUUGGGCUAGUGUGUUCAUGCUUCCUAUGAAAGUCCACAGAGACGUUGAUAAGAUUUUGCGGUCUUAUUUGUGGAGAGGUAAGGAGGAGGGUAGAGGUGGUGCUAAAGUUGCAUGGGAUGAGGUUUGUCUUCCUUUUGAUGAAGGAGGUCUUGCUAUUCGCGAUGGAUCUUCUUGGAAUAUUGCAAGCACGUUGAAGAUCUUAUGGUUGCUGCUAGUUAAAUCUGGUAGUUUGUGGGUUGCUUGGGUGGAAGCUUAUAUCCUUAAAGGGAGAUCGAUGCUGGGGUGGGUCGAUCUUGGUGUUUUAGGGCUAUCUUGCGUAAGCGGGAUAUCCAUAAAGCUCAUAUUAAGAUGGAGGUGGGCAAUGGCAGGAAGUUUAGAGUGUGGUUGGAUUCAGGGUGGGACAAUUAUCCAGCAGUUUGGAGAGAGGGUGAUAUAUGAUGCAGGUAGUCGGCGGGAUGCGAGGCUUGUGGAUUUCAUGGUUCGGGAUGGUGAUUGGAGGUGGCCGCUUGUUUCUUUGGAUUUGAUGGACAUUUGGGAUUGGAUUCAAGGAGUGAGGCCGAGUUCGAGUGUUGAGGAUAGGUGGGUCUGGGUGCCAGGGAGUCUUGAUAGUUUUUCGAUCGCAAGUGCGUGGGAAACUAUUCGUCCUCAUAGUAGUAGGGUUGGCUGGUCAGGUUUACUAUGGGAUAGGGGAAAUAUUCCUAAGCACUCCUUCUAUGCUUGGUUGGCCAUCAGGGAUAGGUUGGGUACUAGAGAUAGGUUAAGUCAAUGGGAUAGGUCGAUUCCUUUAUCGUGUAUGCUGUGUGGUGGGAACUAUGAGUCUCGUGAUCAUUUGUUUUUUUCUUGUCCUUUUGGGUGGGAGAUUUGGUCGAGAAUCCUUUUGUUUAUGUCAUCUUCUCAUAGGAUAGGUUAUUGGGGGGUUGAGUUAUCUUGGAUUUGUAAUCAGGGUAUUGGGAAGGGUGUAAGGAGAAAACUGUGGCACCUUCUCUGGUGUGCUACAAUUUAUUUCAUUUGGAAGGAGCGAAAUCAUAAUCUUCAUGGAGGUGCUGUUCGGGAGCCUAUGCUUUUUUUCUAG
This is a messenger RNA of Cucumis sativus (cucumber), 2871 nucleotides long. RefSeq lists its product as uncharacterized. The transcript is spliced from 4 exons. The record is from RefSeq and is a predicted model, not a curated record. NCBI's taxonomy places the organism in Eukaryota, Viridiplantae, Streptophyta, Magnoliopsida, Cucurbitales, Cucurbitaceae. The coding region runs from base 1 to 2871 and encodes 956 amino acids.